CUAAACCCUAGUCCCCCGAGGUAUAAAAUGCUAAUACUAACAUAAGUUGAAUUCUCUACCUGCAAUUCUCGACUAGGUUUUUUUUCAGAGUUGUGAAGCAGCGAAAGCCAAUUUCCGCAGCCAUGUCGAAGAGAAAGACCAGGGAGCCAAAGGAAGAUAAUGUCACUCUUGGACCUGCCACUAGAGAUGGGGAGCUUGUUUUUGGCGUGGCCCACAUCUUUGCUUCUUUCAAUGAUACAUUCAUUCAUGUGACUGAUUUGUCUGGGAGAGAAACCAUGGUUCGUAUAACAGGUGGUAUGAAGGUGAAGGCUGACAGGGAUGAAUCAUCUCCCUAUGCAGCUAUGCUUGCUGCACAAGAUAUUUCUCAGAGAUGCAAGGAACUUGGCAUCAACGCCCUUCACAUUAAGCUUCGUGCUACUGGUGGCAACAAAACUAAAACUCCUGGUCCUGGUGCUCAGUCUGCGCUCAGAGCUCUUGCCCGCUCUGGCAUGAAGAUUGGCCGUAUAGAGGAUGUGACUCCAAUUCCAACUGACAGCACUCGCAGAAAGGGUGGUAGAAGGGGAAGAAGGCUGUAAUUUUUGUCAUUUUGGUCAUUCUACCGCAGUUGUCUGCGGUUCAUUUUUAUGGAGUUCCUUAUUUCUACCCAGUGUUUGAAAAUUGUAUAGUUCUACCAAAAACCAUUGAUGUUUUCACUCUGCGACAUCGACCAAUUAUGAAAUACUACUACUAGUAUUUUUGCUCGAACUA
Salvia splendens (bonfire salvia) is the source of this 747-nucleotide messenger RNA. Its product is annotated as 40S ribosomal protein S14-3. The transcript has 6 exons. Gene Ontology annotation, cellular component: ribosome. NCBI's taxonomy places the organism in Eukaryota, Viridiplantae, Streptophyta, Magnoliopsida, Lamiales, Lamiaceae. The record is from RefSeq and is a predicted model, not a curated record. The coding region runs from base 123 to 575 and encodes 150 amino acids. Gene Ontology annotation, molecular function: structural constituent of ribosome. Gene Ontology annotation, biological process: translation.